Penicillium paradoxum is the source of this 1647-nucleotide messenger RNA. Its product is annotated as putative pH signal transduction protein PalI. The coding region runs from base 1 to 1647 and encodes 548 amino acids. Gene Ontology annotation, cellular component: cell division site; plasma membrane; growing cell tip. The transcript is spliced from 3 exons. The record is from RefSeq and is a predicted model, not a curated record. Lineage: Eukaryota; Fungi; Ascomycota; Eurotiomycetes; Eurotiales; Aspergillaceae.
AUGUUGCUCAAGCCUGCGACACCCCUCACCGUCUUGCUACUGAUCGCAUUUGUGCUGUUGCUACUCUCCUGUCUUUCGACUCCUAUCGUUAAAGGCAUCCCCCUAGCAACUUUCAAAGAUGUCGAUUAUGGCGUCUUUGGAUAUUGUAAGGGUAGCACCUGCACCAAUAUCCAUGUGGGAUAUACUAGCAAUGAUAUAAGUAGCACCGGCGAUGACUUCAAUCUCCCCUCCGGCACUCGAAAGUCGCUCUCGUCGAUUCUUAUCAUUCACCCAGUCGCCGCCUUCAUGACCCUGAUCUGCCUCUGCUUAGCUUUCGCGGCCCACUUCCAUGCUCCCUCCCACUCGCCGCGCUUCCUAUUAGCUCUUCUGAUUUUGCUUCUGCCCACACUGCUCGUGACUCUCUUAGCAUUCCUGGUCGAUAUUUUGCUCUUUGUGCCGCAUCUAGGAUGGGGUGGUUGGAUUGUCCUGGCGGCGACCAUCAUUCUCACCUCCUGCGGAGUGGUUACAUGUGCCAUGCGCCGAACCCUUGUGAGCCGAAAGGCGAGGAAGCUCCGAAUCGCGGAAAAUGCUGAGAUGAGUGGCGAGAAUUACUACAACCGACAGAACGCCGCAGCUGCGAUUGCGGCCCCUGCCCCGGUCCCUGCUCCGGCCCAUGUCGAACCCAAAGAUGCCUUGGUCUCCACUUCUCUUACCUCCGACUCCGGCCCUACAUUUGCAACCUUCCAAACGGAAAGGAGCAAUAGCGAUGAUGAUCGCAUUCCUCUCAACUCGCGGACACCACCCCCAGACAAUCGCGGCACUCCAUACCGCUCUCAGCAAGAUGAAUUAGGCAACAUGCCACCUCAGGGCUCGGAUCCCUAUGGCGCUGGUCAAAUGUCUCGUAAUCCCUCUGAUCCGCGGAUCCGUCCCCAAUAUUCAGAUGGCAGCAUGGGCUCCCGGAGAGGAGGAGCACCACCUGGCUUCAAUGGACGCGGACGCGGUGGAUAUCCUCCCCGGGGUGGACGCGGAGGACCAUAUAUGGGGCCUCCUCGCGGGCCUUCCCCUGGCGCUCGGGGUGGCUAUAUGGGGCCCAUGUCAGCUCGUGGAGGCCGCGGUGGAAUGCCGCCUCGAGCACCACCGGGUGGUUAUGGUCCCGGUCCAGGCCCCAAUCGCGGCUAUGACGCAUACGCUCAAUCUGCAUCGCCUCCUCAGGAUGGCUCCUAUGGUUAUGGACCGCGGCAGGGACAGAUGCGCCAGCCAUCCCCCGGUCCCAUUGGAAUGGCCGUGUCACCUGAGACGGUAGGCCAGGCCAUUGAGAUGACGCCGCAGAAUCGACCACAGUACGAUAUGUAUGAGUCAACCCAGCCAAUGAGCAGCGUACCGCAAGCGCUCACAGCUGAGAACCCCAACGCUCCUCUUGAAAGUCCAACAAGCAUGUAUAGCCGACCCGAUUCAUACAUUCCUCCCCGAUCGGGCUGGGGUGCAAAUGACUAUAGUACCCCGCGACCGAACGGUCAGCAGACCAACAGCACUGGUGCUACCUACUACGAAGACGUGGAUCCUCGAUUCGCUCGCCGACCAUCGCCGGCCAAUGAUUCUGCAAUUCCCCCAUCUCUAACGCCUGGACCUGGCCACUGUACGUGCUUUUCUAUGAAACACUCGUGUUGA